This is a messenger RNA of Neurospora tetraspora, 1248 nucleotides long. RefSeq names its product band 7 family-domain-containing protein. Gene Ontology annotation, biological process: mitochondrion organization. The record is from RefSeq and is a predicted model, not a curated record. The transcript is spliced from 2 exons. Lineage: Eukaryota; Fungi; Ascomycota; Sordariomycetes; Sordariales; Sordariaceae. Gene Ontology annotation, cellular component: membrane; mitochondrion. The coding region runs from base 240 to 1070 and encodes 276 amino acids.
GGGCGGCAUGGCACCCCACUUUUUGCAGAAGCUCCAUCCAUCGCAGAACGACUGCUGCUGCUUGCUGCUGCAACUGGGGGAGCACCACCACCACCACGAUCCACGGUCCACGACGUAGUUCUAGUGCGUCAGGUAUCCCCGGAAACGACAUCCACGAUAACCGCCGGACCUUUCGAUCCCUCACCACCACAUCAACCUCCCGUCGACCGAGUUCGAUUUAUACAAAACAGAUAUUCACAAUGGCGGCAAGAGGAUUGGACAUGAUCACCAAGUUCGCCAUCCCGGCAACUGUUGGUGUGGCUCUUCUCCAGAACUCCAUCUACGACGUCAAGGGUGGUUCGCGGGCGGUUAUCUUCGACAGAAUUGCCGGUGUGAAGGAGACGGUCGUCAACGAGGGCACACACUUUUUGAUCCCAUGGCUGCAGAAGGCCAUUGUCUUCGAUGUUCGCACCAAGCCUCGCAUCAUCCCUACCACCACCGGCUCCAAGGAUUUGCAGAUGGUCAGCUUGACGCUCAGAGUGCUGCACCGUCCUGAGGUGCAGGCUCUGCCCAAGAUUUACCAGAACCUUGGCCAAGACUACGACGAGCGUGUCCUCCCCUCCAUCGGCAACGAAGUCCUCAAGUCCAUCGUCGCCCAGUUCGACGCCGCCGAGCUCAUCACCCAGCGCGAGGCCGUCUCGCAGCGCAUCCGCGCCGACCUCGUCAAGCGCGCCGCCGAGUUCAACAUUGCGCUCGAGGACGUUUCCAUCACCCACAUGACCUUCGGCAAGGAGUUCACCAAGGCCGUCGAGCAGAAGCAGAUUGCGCAGCAGGAUGCCGAGCGUGCGCGCUUCAUUGUCGAGCGCGCCGAGCAGGAGCGCCAGGCCAACGUCAUCCGCGCCGAGGGUGAGGCCGAGAGUGCAGAGACCAUCAGCAAGGCUAUCAACAAGGCUGGUGAUGGUUUGAUCCAGAUCAGAAAGAUUGAGGCGUCCAGGGAGAUUGCCCAGGUGUUGGCUUCCAACCCCAACGUGGCGUACCUGCCCGGAGGUAACAAGGGGACAAACCUGUUGAUGAACGUUGGCAGGCCAUAAAUGGGAGGAAUCAGUAAGAGAAAGGGAUGAAGAUGGUUCUGCAGAAAGGGGACCGGGAUACCUAGGCUACGGGGGUAAAGGAAGGUAAUGACCAAAAUGGAACUGUAUUAUUACGAUAUGAGCAUUGUGUAUCUUCUCCGCUUAGGCACUUGUUACAAUAGGAGCAUGCUUGAACUUG